CCGCCGCCUCCUCCACCUGCGUUAUGACCUCGACCAUCGUCCACGACGGCAGCAUCGAGCGGGAGGUCGACCCCGAGGAGGCGCAGUACAUGCGUGCCGUCCAAGAGUCGUUGGCGAGCGCCAAGCCGUCGGCUGCGCCAGUCGCCGCCGCCGCAGCCUCGGUUGGCGCAGCGGCACCGCCGCCCCCGGCGGAGCUUGUUGCCGCUGCCGCGCCGAAACGGACCGCCGCCACCGAGGACGCGGCCGAUCCAACGGCGGAUCAGAUCAGCCGCGAUGCGGCGCUCGCGAUUGCUCUCUCCGCGGAGCACUCUGAUGCUCCCGCGGAGCUUCUCCGUGCAAAGGUCGUGCACGAUGGCAGCAUAGAAAAGGACCUGUGAGGUGCUCGAUCGGCACGGUGUUCAGCAAGCUCGUGGGAGGUGACCAGCGGCUCUUGCAUCGUGUGCCUACCGCUGUUUGGUUUGCGAGCCCAAUCACGCUUGGCGCACCGAAGGCGCUGGCAGUUUGCGACCAACACACCGGCGCAGGUACGAAACCCACUGCAGUUGUGUUGGCCCGAGAGCUACUCGGCGGUCUGUGAGUACACAUGACAUGUGUGUGGAGUAACCCGCUGGCUCCGUGGUCCAUCGGCGCUGUUCCUCGCUGUGUGCUUGUUGUGGCGCGCGGCGCGUGAGCGCGGUGAGAGGCGUGUGCACGGCGUAACACACGGUCGUGUACUUCUUCUUUACGUAACGUACAUAAAA
Messenger RNA from Emiliania huxleyi CCMP1516, 740 nucleotides. RefSeq lists its product as hypothetical. NCBI's taxonomy places the organism in Eukaryota, Haptophyta, Isochrysidales, Noelaerhabdaceae. The record is from RefSeq and is a predicted model, not a curated record. The coding region runs from base 24 to 377 and encodes 117 amino acids. The transcript has a single exon.